AUGGAAACGCUGAAAAGGCAUGACUUUAGACACUCUGACCUUGACCGCGGUGGCAUGACCUACCACUCGUUGCCUCAGACUUGCAACACUGCAGAAAUCCGUCUUUGCGAUAGCACUGACUUUGAAAACCAAAUUCGAAAUUGGGUGCCCUUGCGUGAUGUACUUCAAGGCGAGGGUAAUUACGGCCCCAAAGCGCUCUUCUACACAAGCCGUGAUACAUUUGUCUCUGCUUCUGCCCCCAAGCGGGUGGAUCUGGGUGGAGGACGCGAGGAUCCAGUAAUGGCAAAACGCCUUUUCAACCUUGAGACCAUAAAACGGCAAGAAGCGAGAUCCCUUUCUACUGCAUUGCUUUGCCUGCGCCGUGAACGCCUUUGUCAGGUCCUUCGAUGCGACUCAAGGCGAGAUGAACAACAUCAGCCAUGCCAUCAAGCCUCAACACUGUCUUCAAUAAUUUCGGCACUUCCGCCUCUUUUGCCGUUAGUGAAUCGCUAA
Molecule: messenger RNA, 492 nt
Organism: Hydatigera taeniaeformis
Lineage: Eukaryota; Metazoa; Platyhelminthes; Cestoda; Cyclophyllidea; Taeniidae
Source: the annotation of a GenBank genome assembly